AUGUCCCUGGCGGACCACGACCUGGGUCCAGGUGUGUUCCCUGGGUCCAGGUGUGUUCCGCAUCAACUGGACGGUCUUGAUGGCCGUGCUGAAAAUCUGUCACCUGGCGAUGGUCUGAUGCUAUGCCUGGGCGUGCACCUGCACUUCCGCAAGCUCUUGACGGGAGACAGGCGCAAAUGCUUGAGCGCUUUGUCGCAGGAGAUUUGCUUGCCAUGCUUGCUCUUCGCGCAUGCACUUCCACAGGGCAGUUUGCUCCUGAUCAAAGAGGGCUGGCCGCUGCUGCUGUGGCCCUUUGCCUAUACCAUCUUAUCUGCCGCGCUGCUCUUGUGUCUGGCUCCUUUGGCCAUCCCUCGCAGCCAGUGGGGCAUCGCCAGCGCCUGCGCUGCCUUCCCGACGGUCUAUGGCAUUCCCAUUGCGGUGAUCAGUGCUCUGGGCAGCGCCGUGCCGAAUUCACCCAGCGGAUUCUCUCCACUCGUCUUCCUGACGGUCAUCCAGUUUAGCGAUUCCCUGCUGAAGUACUCCGUGGCUCCGGUGAUCUUCCGCCUCAGCGACGAGACCAAGGGAUUGGAGCAUUCCCCGGCGUCGAAUGGCGCGCUGCGGGCCCUGCUGGGCAUCGUGGAACUGCUGAAGACGGUCUUCACACCGCAGGUGGUGGCGGUGCUGGUGGCGGUUGGCAUCAGUUCCUUCCUGCCAGACAUCAAAGCUCAGAUGCUUCCGCAAGCAACUGGUCAACCUGUCGGGGUCUUGGCGCUGACUUUUGCCGCGGCAUCUCAACUGGGGGAGUGCGCCAUCCCGCUCUGUUUACUGUCAGUGGGUGGACGCAUCGGCGAAAUGCUGGUGGAAUACAGCGGUGCCGCGGAGGAGGACGACAGCCGCAGCAAGCUGCUGCAGUGUGCCGCGCUCAUCGGGGCCGUGCGCAUCGUACUGGCACCGCUGGUGCUGUUUGGGGCGGCCUAUGCCUAUAAAACCUUGGUGCUGAUGCCACAGCACGUGGUGAAGCCCACAGCCUUCUGGGCUCCUGCGCUGGUCUGUGCUGCCAUGCCCACGGCCAACAACCUCAGCAUGAUGGCCGACCUCGCGGGCAACGGCCGAUCGCUGACGAACACCACGACGGCGCUGCAGCUGAUGGCGGCACCGCUGGUGCUGGUGCUGACGCUGACCACCCUGUUGACCCUGGAGGAAAGCUUGUUGAGCUGA
This is a messenger RNA of Cladocopium goreaui, 1197 nucleotides long. The record is from the annotation of a GenBank genome assembly. NCBI's taxonomy places the organism in Eukaryota, Dinophyceae, Suessiales, Symbiodiniaceae.